AUGUACUUUUUCAAUUCGGUAGAUCGAAGCAAUCUCGGCAAUGCGAAGACAGACGGUAUCGAUAUCGACUUGCACUUCACAGGCAACCAGUAUUCACUGCUGCUACUGCUUUUCUACAUACCCAACGGCUUGUGCGAUCUACCUUUGAACAUGCUCACGAAACGCUUCUCCGGUCGCGUCAUGUUGCCUGCACUGAUGCUCGGUUGGGGAGCGAUGGCACUGGUUCAAUCCGCCGCAAAGAAUUUCGGUGGUCUUCUAGCUCUCAGAUUGGUUUUGGCAGUAUUCGAAGCUGGCUUCUUUGCUGGAGCCGUGUUCUAUCUUUCGCUCUUCUACGCACGUGGAGAGCUCGGAUUUCGAAUCGCCAUCUUUUUUGGAUCUGCUCUCCUCGCUUCGGCCUUUUCGGGCUUAAUCUCGUAUGGUGUGUUCCAGGUCCACAGCAGUCAUGUCCAGGGAUGGCAACUUUUAUUUGUUAUUGAGGGAUCUUUGACCUGUAUGGUGGCGCUUGUUGGAUUCUUCUGGUUACCAGCCACUCCGGAAUCUGCCUGGUUUCUUGACGACACGGAGAAGCUCGCAGCAAGGCUCCGUAUGCUUCGUGAUGGCUCAUCUGAAGUUGGAACCGAAUUCAAUCUCAAAGACUGUUUUCGGACAUGGAAUAACUGGAAGUUCGCCUUGUGGUGCAUAAUCUCGUUCACCUACUCCGUGGCGUUCACCACCACUGCAACUUUCUUGCCUCAGAUUGUUGCACGCUUGGGGUUUUCGGCUGUCAAGACCAACCUGUGGACGGUUGCACCUAAUAGUGUUGGCUUUGUUGUCUUAUUGUGCAUCACCAAAUCUUCAGACUACUUUCGUGAGAGAAGUUUGCACAUUGUUCUGGCUCUAUGCAUCUCACUCACGGGCCUGAUAAUCCUCACUGCUAUUGAUGUUGUGGACAACAAGGCGGUGGCAUACUUUGCAUGCUUUCUACUCUGCUCAGGUGCAUACAUUCCUUCUUGCUUGGUACACUCGUGGCACAACAACAAUAACGUCAAUGAGAGCUCUCGGGCAGCUACUACAGGCCUCUUAGUCGGUCUGGGCAAUCUGUCGGGUAUCCUGAGUACCGCCACAUUCCGAACAGAAUAUGCUCCUGCUUACAGACCAACGCUGAUCACGACAGCGGCUUGCAACGUGACAUGCAUUGCAUGCACUUUAUGGCUCGGUAUGUGGAUGAAGAUGGAAAACCGAAGAAGGAAUAAAGCUCACAGUCAGCGAGGAGGUGUGCAUAUGGCUGACACGAGUGAGAAUGUGCAUGGCGAAGACGAUCCGAGUUGGAGGUACUUCUCUUGA
Aureobasidium subglaciale EXF-2481 is the source of this 1323-nucleotide messenger RNA. RefSeq lists its product as uncharacterized. NCBI's taxonomy places the organism in Eukaryota, Fungi, Ascomycota, Dothideomycetes, Dothideales, Saccotheciaceae. Gene Ontology annotation, molecular function: transmembrane transporter activity. Gene Ontology annotation, biological process: transmembrane transport. Gene Ontology annotation, cellular component: membrane. Bases 1 to 1323 code for a protein of 440 amino acids. The record is from RefSeq and is a predicted model, not a curated record. The transcript has a single exon.